Prunus dulcis (almond) is the source of this 1001-nucleotide messenger RNA. RefSeq names its product BURP domain protein USPL1-like. The transcript has 3 exons. The record is from RefSeq and is a predicted model, not a curated record. The coding region runs from base 132 to 1001 and encodes 289 amino acids. Lineage: Eukaryota; Viridiplantae; Streptophyta; Magnoliopsida; Rosales; Rosaceae.
AAGAGGAAAAAAAAUAUCUUCUCUGUCUCCCUUUCCUCCUGUCCUUCCAUAUCAAAAAUAAACGAAACGAAGAAGAAGGAAAUUGCAUAGAUCAGAAAGAAAAGAAAAUCGAGACAAUUUGAAGACAGGAAAUGCGUCCUUCUUGGAGCCUCAUCUUAUACGCACUGCUUGUUUUAUUGACUGCACAAGGGAAUAAUGCCAGGAAGAUUAUUUCUCUUGGAAAUGGGAAAGACAACAAUGAAGACUUGAUUGAUUUGUAUCAAGGCAAUGAGCAUGAUCAUGAUCAUUCAACAUCAUCAUCCCACAUGCAUCACAUGGACACUGCACUACUAAAUGUUUUCUUCACCCCAAAAGAUCUCAAGCUAGGGAAAACCAUGCCCAUAUACUUUUCCAAAAAUGACCCUUCUACAUCUCCUAGAAUAUUGCCUAGAGAAGAAGCUGCUUCCAUUCCUUUCUCAAUCUCAAAACUCCCCUACCUUCUUGAAUUUUUCUCCUUCACCCAAGGCUCUCCCCAAGCCAAGGCCAUUGAAUACACAUUGACCCAAUGUGAGCUUGAACCCAUCAAAGGAGAGGUCAAGUUUUGUGCUGCCUCCAUAGAAUCCAUGCUUGAUCUUGUAGGUGCCCUCUUUGGAUCAAGCACCAAGUUCAAGGUCUUAACCACAUCCCAACUCAAAAACUCAACUACCCUUUUGCAAAACUACACCGUUUUGGAAGCUCCCAAGGAGAUCUUGGCUCCUAAAAUGAUUGGAUGCCACACCAUGCCUUACCCUUAUGCAGUUUUCUAUUGCCAUAGCCAAGAAAGUGAGAACAGGCUGUAUCAAGUUUUGCUUGGUGGUGAGAAUGGAGAGAGAGUUGAAGCUGCUGCUGUUUGCCACUUUGAUACUUCUCAGUGGGACCCUAGCCAUGCGGCAUUCAGUGUGCUUGAUGUUCAACCUGGGAGCUCCCCUGUCUGCCAUUUCUUUCCUGCUGAUAAUCUUGUUUGGGUGCCACUGCCAGCUUAA